UCGACCGAGUGGGGAGGGGCUGUUGGUGAUUGCUCUGCUGAUAAGUUCUUAUAUUUGAUUCGACUCUCUUAUGACUGUUAGAGUUAAUCCCGACGGCCUUCAGAUCCACCACCUACACGCCUUCUACUUUCAUGCAAUCUAACCAAAUCUCUCUCUCAAUCUCUCCCCCACCCCCUUUCGGGAAAUUUUGCUUCUUUCUUGUUACUGUUGCUAUAACUGAGUCCAGUUAGGAGAAGGUGAAAGAAUCUGUUGGGAAGAUGGCGGGCUUGCUGGAGGUUGAAUCAUAAUCAGAGACAGAAACAAGUUCUGUUUGCUUUUGCUUGACCACACAUCACCGCAUCCGCAUGCAAACUAUUCCUUAGAUUUGGAUCCUCUUCUCUCUUCUCUUCUCUUCAGUAUCUAAAUCAAGAAAUGGCAGUAGCAGAUGACAGUUCCCUGACUUCACCAGUCGCACAACAGCUUGGGAGAGUCGCUUCGGGUCAGUUUAGGAGGCCUCUCCUUCAUCUUGUGGAUGAUACACAAGAGCGAAGAACCAAAUACCAAAAGCUAUGCGUUCCCCUCCACAAAGCAGCUUUGAAAGGUGAUUGGAAAGCAGCAAAGCACAUCUUAGAUCAAGACAGGAGUCUCGUUCGUGCUGCCAUAACCAAGGGAUGGGCGACGAUCCUCCACGUGGCCACCGGAAAGAACCAUGUUCACUUUGUGGAGGAGCUGGUGAAGAUAAUGCAUCCACAAGACUUGGAAUUGCAAGACGUGAAUGAGAACACUGCGUUUUGCAUCGCUGCAGCAACUGGGAAUUUGCAGAUUGUUGAGAUCAUGCAGAGAAGAAAUGAGAGCUUGCCAACAAUAAGAGGUGGUCAAGGAACCACUCCUCUUCACAUGGCUGCUUUACAGGGACAAAGUCAAAUGGCAUGGUAUCUGUACUGCAAUAAAGCUAUUCAAGUUUUUGAAUAUAUUGAUUGGAUCGUACUUCUCUUCCUUUGUGUCAACAGUGGAAUCUAUGAUUUGGCCUUGAAGGUGCUAGAGGAGAACCCAGAACUAGCUUUUGAGAGGGAUGCAUCAAACAAUGAGACAGUCUUGCAUAUAUUGGCUCGAAAGCCUUUAGGUUCUAGUUGCAAAAGUCAGAGAUAUCGAAAGCGGCUUAUGAAGUCCUGUUUGAGGCAAACUCAGCAACUUGAACUUGUAAAACACUUGUGGAGUAUAUUCCUUAAGAAAGAUGAUAGUAUGAUUAUGGAUAAUAUAAGAGUACCUUCACAAGUAACAUUUAAUGCUGUAGAAGUUGGGAAUUUUGAGUUUCUCGCUGAGCUUAUAAGCUCAUAUCCUGACUUGAUAUGGGAAGUUGAUGAAAGAAAUCGAAGCAUAAUUCACGCUGCAGUUUUGUAUCGUUAUGCUGAUAUCUUCAAUCUCAUCCAUGAUAUCGGCCCCAUCAAAGAUUUCAUAGUGUGUUUUGAGGAUGAAGAAGAUAAAAGCAACUUAUUGCAUAUGGCUGCAAAAUUAGCACCGCCACAUCGAUUAAACUUGGUCUCAGGAGCAGCUUUUCAAAUGACCUUUGAGUUAUUAUGGUUUGAGGAGGUGAAGAAGAUAAUGCUACCAUCACUAAUAGAGAAGAAGAAUGCUAAAGGCUUGACUCCUCGCCAAUUAUUCACACAGGAACAUGGAAAUUUAUUGGGCAAAGCUGAAGAAUGGAUGAAGAAAACAGCAGAACAAUGCAUGCUUGUUUCCACUCUUAUUACUACUGGAGUGUUUACAGCUGCAUUCAGCAUACCGGGCGGUAUCAAUGAUAGUUCAGGAAACCCUAAUUACUUGCAGAAACCAUCAUUCUUGAUAUUUGCCAUAUCUGAUGCAACUGCAAUGAUCUCAUCCUCAGCUUCUAUACUUAUUUUCUUGUCCAUCCUCAUUUCACGUUAUGCAGAAAAUGAUUUUCACAAAUCAUUACCCUUAAAGCUGAUAUCUGGAUUGGUUGCUUUGUUCAUCUCCAUAAUAAGCAUGAUGAUAGCAUUUAGCAGUGCCUUUUUCAUCAUGUAUUAUCAUGGUUUAAAGUGGGUUCCUGACUUCAUUUCUGCACUUGCUUUUAUACCUGUACCCUUAUUUGCGUUUCUGCUUUUCCCACUCUGGGCUGAUAUAGUUUAUUUGACCUACUUUUCUAGGAAUCUUUUUCGCCCUAGUAAACACAUGCUUUACUAGAAAAGUGAGUGAUUUUCAUUCUCUUGUAUUUAAAUGUACUCUUCAUGUGGUAUGAGUCUUGAGUUAAUGAGGAAAUUUCUUUCUCAACA
Molecule: messenger RNA, 2270 nt
Organism: Prosopis cineraria
Lineage: Eukaryota; Viridiplantae; Streptophyta; Magnoliopsida; Fabales; Fabaceae
Exons: 7
Coding region: 412-2181 (589 amino acids)
Molecular function (GO): protein binding
Source: RefSeq, a predicted model, not a curated record